This is a messenger RNA of Candidula unifasciata, 1227 nucleotides long. The record is from the annotation of a GenBank genome assembly. Lineage: Eukaryota; Metazoa; Mollusca; Gastropoda; Stylommatophora; Geomitridae.
GUCCUACUGCAAGUGUUCAUCAUUAUGACAGGAAACUACAACUUCUUUAACUUGCUGACUAUCACCCUGUGCAUAUCACUUUUGGAUGAUUCUUCCAGCCUCUUCACACAGCCCAGAUACAGAGUUGGAGGCAAGAAGCAGUCAAAAGCCUGGACAGUGUUGCAGAAGAUUGCCAAUAUCGUGUUUCCAGUUGUAGUUCUUGGAUACAUUAGCUACAUGAGCGUCAUUCUCUUCAGCUUGAAGUUUAACAAUGACUACACCGUCAGCUCCAAAAUUGCUUUUACCAAAGAGCAGUUUACUAACUGGCUGGAGAAGAUCAUGCCAUAUACCAUCUACCUGGGGGCAGCAUCCCUGGGUCUGGAAGUGGUCACAUCAUUCAUUAGGAGUCUGAUUGUAGAGAAGGGCUUAACCAGGAAACUGAUGUGUGUGCUGGGAACUGUGUUCUUCUCACUGGUGGCUGUGUUCAUGUUCACCAUCAGCUUGGUGCCCCAUACCAUAGUCCACAAGCCAGCACAAGGGAUACUGCCAAGGGCAGUCUUUACUUAUCAUGGUCUGACCAGGCCCUUCCACGUGACCAGCUCAUAUGGGCUGUUUAGGAGGAUGACUGGAGUUGGAGGACGACCUGAAUUGAUCAUUGAAGGUCAUGCCAAAGACAGACAAGCAGCAGAUGGUUGGUUGACUUAUGAGUUUCUCUACAAGCCUGGAAAUGUGUCUGAAGCUCCUCCAAUAGUAGCCCCUCACCAGCCCAGGCUAGACUGGCAGAUGUGGUUUGCUGCACUGGGCAACUACCAGAACAAUCCCUGGUUCCUGAACUUGGUGUGUCGACUUCUGCAGAACCAGCCGGAAGUCUUGCAGUUACUAGCUCACAACCCGUUCCCUGACAAGCCACCAAAGUACAUCAGAGCCACACUCUACCACUACCAUUACACAAGUCCCAAGGACUGUGCAGGCAAGACUCGCUGUGACUGGUGGAAGAGAGAAGAGAAGCACACAUAUCUGCCAGGGUUUUCACUGGAAGACAAGGCCUUUGCUGAUUACCUGAAGGCAUCCAAAAUACUGCAGGAUGAACCUCCAAAGAAGUUCAAGCCUGAUAGUUUCAUUGCCAAGAUGGUAUUGUGGUUCAGAGGCCAGGUAGGACAGCCAGAGGGAUUCGGUUUCACUGUUUCUUUGUUUGGUUCAGCCAUUCUUGUUAUUUUCCUUAGCAGAGCCAUUAAAAGUGUUGUUUAA